GGGUCGGAGUGAACUGCACACAAGUCAACUGCACCUCACGAGGCUGCGUUAACGGCGUCUGUGUGAAUGGCGAAUGUCGCUGUUCCUCUCCUUGGACAGGAGACGACUGCUCGUCGCUUCUAACUUCAGUGGUACCGUCAACGAUCAUGCAACCGGACGCCAAUGUCUCUUCGUUGUCUGGUCCAUCUUCAGUGGUACCGUCAACGAUCAUGCAACCGGACGCCAAUGUCUCUUCGUUGUCUGGUCCAUCUGACAAAGAAAGGGACACGUAUUCCAUUCCUUUCUUCGUUUCGAUAGCCCUAGCAGCAGGGCUACUUAUCGGUCUUGGAAUUGCGAUGUAUUUGCUAGUAAGGUUCAAAAAGCGAGCGCGCGAUGUCGAGACGAACAAGGAAGACACAACAAAGACACUGGGAUCAAAGUGUCAGAUUCACCCAACAGAUGAUGUGCAAACAUAAAUAAUUUAUUAUAAUAGAAAUCGCUGUGAAUGAAGGUCAUAUAAGCUUAGGAACAGAUUUUAUCAACAUGCACUGUAUCUAAAAUUGUGUUUUGUGGAUUUGUGAAUGUCGUUGUCAUGGGUGCUUUUAAAUUCAAACGGACGUAUGUAAUUUCUGAAUGUUUUGAAAACAAUUUAGUUUUGAUAAUAUAAAAUACGUCCGCGUAUUAAAACAGUGAAAUGACUAUAACGGGAAUCAAAGCAAUCUGACCAUUUGGAAAUAAGAAAUAUUACUUAUUCUUUUCUGAAAUAAAAAGACCUUCAAGUUUAUUUCUUUCCGCAAAGGUAGAUGCUUAUUUAAUGUGUUGCCUCUGCGCAAUUAUAUUGCGUGAAUACUGUUUCAGAAUAUUUGCAUUAAAUCGUAAAACAAUUGAA
Molecule: messenger RNA, 868 nt
Organism: Dreissena polymorpha
Lineage: Eukaryota; Metazoa; Mollusca; Bivalvia; Myida; Dreissenidae
Exons: 3
Coding region: 147-455 (102 amino acids)
Source: RefSeq, a predicted model, not a curated record